GGUUACUGAUGAGUUUCGGUUUUGCUGCCUGGCAAGACAUGUCCGACUCUGCCUUCCACCCCCUGAUGAGUUCAGCAGCUGCGAGGAUCUGAUGAGCAAUCUCGUCCUGAGGCUGUGUGUCUGGCUGCUAGCAGGCAUUGCAAUCGUGGGAAACAUUCUCGUCAUUGUUUGGCGAAGCGGCUAUAGCUAUUGCAACCAGGUGCAUUCAUUCCUAAUCACCAACUUGGCCGUGGGUGAUCUACUCAUGGGCUCCUAUCUACUCACAAUAGCUCUCGUAGAUCGUCACUACCGCGGAGUCUACUUCAUAUACGAUUCCGCCUGGAGAUCUAGUCGUUAUUGCGCAAUGGCUGGAUUUCUCUCCACAUUCUCCAGUGAGUUGUCCGUCUUCACCCUUACAGUAAUCACUCUCGAUCGCUUUCUCGUGAUCAUCUUUCCAUUCCGCGUCCGUAGGCUGGAGAUGACUCGUACCAAGCGGUUGAUGCUGCUGGGCUGGCUUUUGGCUGCUUUACUCUCCGCACUACCACUGAUGCACAUCAACUAUUUCCACAACUUCUACGGCCGCUCAGGCGUGUGUCUAGCGUUGCACAUCACUCCGGACAAGCCCAACGGUUGGGAAUACUCUGUCUUUGUGUUCUUGUUCCUGAAUCUCCUCUCCUUCAGCGUGAUAGCAGCGAGCUAUCUCUGGAUGUUCGUGGCGGCCAGGACCACUCAGCAGGCCGUGUCUCGGGACCGCCGCACCAACGAGGCAGCAAUGGCCUGGAGGAUGUCCUUGCUGGUAGCGACAGACGCUGCCUGCUGGGUACCUAUUAUUGGUCUGGGUCUAUACUCCCUGGCUGGCUUUACCGUUCCUCCACAGGUGUUCGCGUGGGUGGCUGUGUUCGUGUUACCGCUGAAUGCUGCAGUAAACCCUGUCCUGUACACUUUGUCCACCGCACCAUUUAUCAACCCUGCGCGCCACGGUCUUCUGUCCUUCCGCAACUCCUGCAAGUUGUCCCGGAACACCUGCACGUUCUCAAUGCCACCAACAAGGCAUCAAG
Molecule: messenger RNA, 1037 nt
Organism: Homalodisca vitripennis (glassy-winged sharpshooter)
Lineage: Eukaryota; Metazoa; Arthropoda; Insecta; Hemiptera; Cicadellidae
Product: G-protein coupled receptor GRL101-like
Biological process (GO): G protein-coupled receptor signaling pathway
Cellular component (GO): membrane
Molecular function (GO): G protein-coupled receptor activity; protein-hormone receptor activity
Source: RefSeq, a predicted model, not a curated record